CAAAUUUUCGGGGGUUGUAGAAGCUCAUUGUACAUAGUUUUACUUUUAAACACGGGGGAUACUUAAUACCAUAGUGAUUUUAAUGAAGAAUUGAUCAGCAACGUCGGAAAAGAACAACACAUGGAGAGGAAUUACAACACGCACACCGAGGCUGCUUUGUUGAUAUGACGGGGUUGGAAUAGUGGCCAUUAUAAGCUAAAACAACGUAUUUUCUCUCUUAACUUUUCUUUCAAGGAGAGGAGAUACUAAGGGUUACUAAUGCAAGAAGACCUUCGCAUUUACAACUCCAAAAUAAGUGCAUUUAGUAACUUCAAGAAGAUUAAGCUGGAAGCAGUUCCAGAUCUGCAUGAUGUAGUUUCCACAAGAGGACCAAUACGUCCACAUAGCCCUGUAUUUUAUUCAUCAGAAAUUCCACAAUUUAAAUCCCAUCAGUCUCAGAUUGAGACUGCGGUAACAAGCACAACUGCUUUUGUUUUCCCACAACACAGGGAUGCAUUUACAAACUUGGAAAGCCAAACCAAUAAUUACAUUCGAGCAUCAGCUAUAAAGCUUCGUGAUAAUUAUCACCAAAGAUGUGGUACCAAGCGUAAAUGUGACGAUCUCAAUGCACCCAUGCAGCUCACGGAAACACAAGCUGUCUCGAGCGAGGAUGACAACACCACUAACAACAAUACAACAACCACGACGACGACGACCACAUCAAAGACAACAUCCUCUUCCAACACAGAGGGUGACUACCAGCUGGUGCAGCAUGAGGUCUUGUAUUCGCUCACCAGCCACAAUACCUACGAGGUGUUGGAGUUUCUGGGAAGAGGGACCUUUGGUCAGGUAGUAAAGUGUUGGAAGAAGGGCACCAAUGAAAUUGUUGCUAUUAAAAUCCUGAAGAACCACCCGUCAUAUGCGCGCCAGGGUCAAAUUGAAGUAAGCAUACUUACAAGACUCAGUCAUGAAAACGCAGAUGAGUUCAAUUUUGUGCGAGCAUUUGAGUGCUUUCAACACAAGAAUCAUACCUGUCUGGUUUUUGAAAUGCUGGAGCAGAACUUGUAUGAUUUUCUGAAACAGAAUAAAUUUCAGCCGUUGCCCCUGAAGUACAUCCGUCCGAUUACCCAGCAGGUUUUGACGGCCCUUCUAAAGCUGAAGAGCCUUCACCUCAUCCAUGCAGACCUGAAACCAGAAAAUAUCAUGUUAGUUGACCCAGUAAGGUUUCCUUACAGAGUAAAGGUGAUAGACUUUGGAUCAGCAAGCCAUGUUUCUAAAGCGGUGUGUUCAACGUACCUACAAUCUCGCUACUACAGAGCACCAGAGAUCCUCUUGGGCUUGCCUUUCUGUGAAGCAAUUGACAUGUGGUCUUUGGGAUGUGUGAUAGCAGAACUUUUCCUGGGAUGGCCUCUGUAUCCGGGUUCUUCAGAAUAUGACCAGAUUCGAUAUGUCUCACAAACACAGGGGCUACCUGCUGAACACAUGCUAAGUGCUGCUACAAAGACUACACGGUUCUUCAUUCGAGAAAACACUGAUAGUAACUACCCAUUCUGGAGAUUAAAGACUCCAGAAGAACAUGAAGCAGAAACCAAGAUCAAGUCAAAAGAAGCAAGGAAAUACAUCUUCAACUGCCUGGAUGACAUGGCACAGAUCAAUGUGCCAACCGACUUGGAAGGGAGUGAACUCUUGGCAGAGAAGAUAGACAGGAAGGAAUUUAUUGACCUUCUGAAGCGAAUGUUGACACUUGAUCAGGAGCGUCGCAUUAUGCCGGGGGAGGCUCUUAAUCAUCCUUUUGCCACCAUGGCACACCUUAUUGAAUAUGCCUGUAGUAGCAUGGUGAAGCAGAGUGUUCAAGCUAUGGAGAUUUGUCGGAGAACUGUGAAAAGUAUAUUUGAUAUCAAUCAAAAUGGUGGUGGCCUUAUGUCUAAUCUGGUACCCACAUCCACGGCCAGUCUGACAGUGACUUUUAACAACCAGAUCAAUGCCCUACACACGCAGAUGGCAUCCCAGAACUUGGCCGCUUCUUCUCACCAGACGGCCCCCGAGCUCCAGUACCUGCCAUACCCUCUACAGUCCCGGCCAUAUAUCCCCUACCAGGCCUCACAGGUCAGCCAACCCCUCCCUGGGGCCAGCCAGCGAUCCAACACACAGUUCAACAGAGCUGACCCCUUCAUCCAUGUAUCAUCUAUUGUGGUACCAGGUACUCUUCAAGGUCUGAGCUCGCCCACCAGAUACAACCACGUUCCCAUGGUUACGCAAGCUGCUCCUACCCUACAGUUACAGCCACAGUUGAUAACACAGAAUGCUGCGGGAGGUGCAUGGCCACAUGCGGCAGCAGCAGCCGCAGCACAGCAGGUGCUUGUGGGGUCGUGGCAGCAGAUCCCUGGCCUGCCAACACAGCGAUCAGUCCAGCAACCCCUGCUUACAGAGACGCUGGCGUCACAGGCUCUACCAGAUAGCUGGCGCCAGUCCAUUGUGCUUGACAGCUUCGACCAGUCAUCAUUAGCACCUUUGGGGUCAACAUCACAGCAAUGGAACAUUGGAAUGGUUCCAACUACAUACAGUCUGAGUGGUCAGCAGUCCUCUUCUCAGUCUAGUAAACGUCACACAAAACAGGGAAGGACAUCUAUGAAAGAACCUACAUCCACUCACCUAUCACCAGUCAAAAAGCGAGUGAAAGAGAACACACCACCAGACUCGCUGCUCCAGCAAGACGCUGCACAGGCACUCUGUAACUGGUCCAUGUCACAGGGACGAGAACAGCGACAACCCAUUGUUAUAGCCGAUACUCCCAGUCCAGCUGUCAGCAUUAUCACCAUCAGUUCUGAUAGUGAUGAUGAUGCUGAUCAUAAACACCAUAGUCGCAGAGGUAAGAAUAACCAAGGAGUCCAUUUUGUACAGCCUACUACACGAAAUACACAAGCAUUUACCUCCUCUUUGACAAGCUCUACAACAGACUCCUCUUUCGACUCCCUGAGAGGAAGGAAGAACAAUAACAGUGUGAUAGUUGCUGAUGUACAGGAUAUUGAUUUGGAGGAGAGUAUGAGUUCCUACAACAAGAAGCAGAUCAUCCUCACACCUAUCAAACACGAGGAGGUGGAGAGGUCUACUCUAGCCACUGAUCCAUCGCAAUACCUGUACACCAACAGUCUGGACUUACCGAGCACCACGACCACCGCCCACGUACCACCUAUGAUGUCCAGCAGCUUUGACACAAAGCCAAGAAAAACAAGAGAACAGGCGAAGGUCUCGCCUUACGUGGCUAACAUUCCAAAGCAAGAACACUCUGUUCCUUCUUCAGUGGGGAGAAGUCACGACAAGAAUCGUGGCCUGCGUAGUCCUAAACUGGAAGUGAGGCUUCCUCCACUCGAAGUGGAGAUCAACAGUGCUGCUCUUCAAGGCAAACUUGCUUAUGUGUCACCAACAGUACGACCAGGACAUAGCUCACAGAAAUUAGGGGCCACCCAGAGCAUCAUGUCCCAGACUGGGACUUCUGUUCUAGGAGGCAAGCACUGGUCAGGCAAUAUAAACUUUGGUAGUCGGCAUACUUCUGGGACAAGCCAGCUUUCGCCUGUACAAGGGGGCGUCUCGCUCACACAGCCAGUGUUCCUGAGUGCUGGUACACAAAUGGAAUUUAACAGAGACUACCGUCGGCCUUCUGCCCUACAGGGAAGUCCAAUUCACCACUACCUACUGCCUGCUCACCAACAGCCACAAGUUGCGGCUAUCCCAGCUGGCAUAAGUCAAUAUGCGCCUUUCUCCCCCAGUGUGGCUCCACCUCCGGCCCACCAGAGCCCACGUCACGUCCAAUACACCACUCAGCCAUUACCAGCACAUGUACACCCAGUUUUGCAGUCGUCCACCCUGCCAGCUGGGCCCUACCAGCCUCAGCUGACCUCACAGUAUGGAGUGGGAACUGCCACUACUGGCUUGUAUGCGACUUACCCUCUCAGUCCCAACAAGGGCAGAUCAUAUCAGUAUUUCGCAUGAUUUCUAAUCUUUGUGUAUGGCAGCUGAUCAACUAUCUUAUUCCUUGUAUACAGUCCACCCUUGAUUUUCUAAAAUUGCAAUCAUGUAAUUAAUAUGCAUCGAAUCUUAGAAUCAGGUAGAUAGACGUCUGACAUUCUUACAAGUUUAUAUUAUAAAGGUUUCAUUACAGAAGAUAUAUUAUUAGAGAUAAAGUAAAAUUUGACUGUUUAGAUAGGAUUGAGAGUGAUCUGUAUACUGUUAUAUUCUAGUACUAUUCCGAAGGUGCUAUUAACACUGUACCAACACAGACUGAACUAAGCAAGUGUGUGCAAGCUACAUACAACUGUGGGUGGUGACACCAGGCUUGUGGGUCGGUGGAUUAUCAUCCUAUAUUGUGCCACCACUCCGACCAACAUAUUGUAGAUGGUGACACCACACUGUUCCAUCUUGUAUAGGUGAUGGCAUGUCCCACGCCACAUGCUCAUGUUAAGAUGGUGCAGCGAGGCAGUGCUUGGUUGUGAUCUUUCUAAUGAAGCAUUUCAAAAUCUUUGAAGCAGGGUUACAGAAUAUUGUAUAUUACCAAUUUCAAUCUUUUCACCUUUUUUUUUAAAUAUUAUUUUGAAAAAUUAAUGUCAUUGGAUUUAGAAAAUCAUAAGAAGGAUUUUUUAACACUAGAGGUUUACAACUGCUUAAGAGAUGUUGACGUGCUUCAUGGUAUUUUUCAACUUUAAUUAUAUAUCUGAAAAGUUGGAUCAUUAUCAUGCUUACAAAUUUAAUCUUGGAACUUCUUAACCAAGGCUAUCAAAAUUGUCAUGUUACAGAUGUAUGUUUAUUUAACAGUGUUUCAACUUCUAAGACAUGGUGGUUUAUGUACGGAAUUAUUUAUCCAUCAUUUAAGAGAGGUGACGGGUGAACUUAGGGAAGAUUUGUUAAAUCAAGCAUUUAUGUGGUUUAUAUGGCAUUAGGGUCAGUAAUUUAUCAUCAUUUUAACAUGUAUUCUUUGUAUAGUCAUUAUAGAAUUGGAGAAGUGACUUAAUUUAAAAUCAAUUUUAGAAUGACAUUUGAAAGGUGUACCAAAGAAAUAUUUUCGUAUGCUGUAGUGAGUCUCCUAGUCACAGCUUGAUAGGCACCCCUGAACACAUAAUCACUAUUAAAUAUGUAUUAAGUACACCCUUAUUUAUUAAGCAGGAGAAUUUUUUUAAUUAUCUUUUUAGCAGAUAAAUCAAUCUUAAUUUUAAAUAGGUUGGUUAUAUAGAUUUUAGUGUUGAGAAUUAAGUAUUUAGAAAGGGGAGCUCCAAUGCCUUUCAUUGUUAAGAUGACGUGUGAUACAGCACAUUUGUGACGAGACUACACCAAAGCUACAAGUCGAGUGCUUUGGCAAAUGGCCCACAAAGUACUUUUUCUUGUCUAAUAAUUUUCCUUGCAAAUUGGAUGAAAAAUUAUUAGACUUAAUGAAGUAUAUUGACAAUGAGGCGAUGAAAUUUCAUGGAUAAAAUCUGAAGAAAAAACCUACAGAACCUGAUUUCUGUGGAGUUGUACUCUAACCAAGUGAUGAAUUUUACAGCGCCACAAUUUGUUGGGAAUGUCCUAAAGUCACUUCUGGCAAUUUUUUCGAGUGAAUUGGUAAUUUUGAAUAAGGCAUCAAAGAUAUUUGGAUGGCUUUUUUUUCAAUUAAAUGUUUGAGAUAGAUUUGCCUGGAUUUCAUUACCAAGUUCUAUAGGUAAUCUCACCAUGGUACAUUUCUAUUUACCCAGAAAGUUAGAAGAACUUUCUCAGUGAACUGGUUCUAAGAUUAAUUUUGUAUUAAGUCACUCAGGUUUUUUUUUAUGCUAACUCAUUAUCAGCAGUAUUUAUACACAUUCAAUUUGAUUUUGUGCAGCUGUUCUUUAUCCGUGGUAAUAAUGUGUUGUUUUAAUAUGCUUCAAUUUGUACAGUGUAAAUUUUAUCUUGUAGUGCCUGUGAUGAAUUGGGAGAGAAGUAAACACCACAAAUACUUUAUCUAUGAAUUGUGUAUACUUUGGCUGAAGGUCAAAUCAUACAAUAUGCCAAUAUAAUUGUAGUACGUAUAUUAUCAUAUAUAUAUAUAUAUAUAUUAUAUCAAUCAAGUGCACUAUUUUUCUAUCAAGUAAUGAAUUGUAAAGACAAUAUGAAUAUUAUGUAAAUUAGCAUUUGUCAUAUUUAGUUGUAAUUGUACUUGGUGCACUUUGGUCUUUCCCCUGUAUUUAAUGUCUUGUAUCAUAGCAAUACCACUACUUAGUUGUCUAUGUAUCCAUGUAGACCCUUACCUAUCUUGCUUUCUGUCUAAGCCAUAUGUGGUGCCAUUAUUAUUGUGUCUAAUAUUAUAAAGGGCAGUUGGGACUUUACAAAAGUCUUUGUACAGAAAUCAGAAAUGAGGUAUAUUUUUUAACUUGGGAGAAGUUGGCAAGAAAGGAAAUGACGAAUGAAGUGCAUGAUACUGACAAGAGAAAUAAUUUUCUUUUUGUUUUUGGUUUUUUUUUUUCAUCUGUGAAACUUUGCAUAGAAAAAAUUUGAUGUACAGUGGGAAACUGUACGACUGUGAAGAUGCAGUGGGCUAUCUCGUGUUACCAUUUGUAUAAUUAAGUGAUAUGUAGAUAAUACAAUUUUUUCCCCCUUGACGAAUAAUGUAUUUUACAUACACAGAUGUAAAAAGUAGCGGCCUUCGGGAACAUGUUUUUGACCAGACACCCAUGUUUGUGUUUAUGCACAUAAACCAUUGUGAUACUCAAUGUUUGUACAAAGGCAAACAUUAUGCCAAAGUUUGUGUAGAAUUUGUCAUUGCAUGGUAUAAUAUGAUGAAAUGGUGAGUCUGUGUUUGUUUGUUGUAUUACUGUAUCUGUAGGCCAGAUCAUGUUUUAACACUUGCCAGUAUUUGGAAUGUGAAUAGUCUUUCAUAACCUAUUUCCUUGUUGUUCAGUCUUAUUUUAAUGGGGUUGUUUCCCCCUCAAAUCUUUUUCGCUCACCUGACCUGAAGGACAAAGUGAACUGGAGACAUGAUCCAGUGUCUGUUGUCCAUCAAGUGUCAAUUUUUCUGCUUGAAUUACUUAAUUGUACUUACCAAAAGGCAUAGAUUCAUGACAUUUGACUUGACCCACAGUCAAGGUCAUAAGGUUUAUUAAAGCCUCCAAAUGAUAAUUGAUGAAACAAAAUGGCCUACAGUCACAAUAUUUGGCUAGAAGGUUGCAAAAAUAAAGCUGGACAAAGUGUGUUGAAAGAAAUGUCCUUGACCCAAAACUACAGAGGUCAUAUUUGUUUAAACAUCCAAACAACUUCUGAUUAAAGACCUAGAAUCAUGAUACUACACAUAUUUGGCUGAUAAAUUUAUUGUUGUGAAUUGAUGCUUUUGGAAAAAAAAAUUGAAUAUUAGGUGAGCAAUACUGGCUUAUUGGGCAUCUUGUUAAUAUAGAUUUAAAAAAUUAUCUCCUUGUUUUUUUGGCACUAACCCAAUGAAAAGUAUUGUAAUAAGUUAAAAGUCUUUGGUAUUUAUCAGCAUAAAGACUCAUAAGAUUUGAAAUGUGAAUUAGCUAACAUUGCUAUAGUGAGUAGGAGGGAUUGUGAUUAUGAUGCUGCAGUCUGCUUCCCUCUCACAACAUCCUGGUUAGAACAUCCUGUCUUGCAGCAUCCUGAUUAAAACCAUCACUGCCGUAUAUCUAACCCCCCACCCCCCACCCUAAAUCCAAGAUUGCUGUAUUUCCUCAUGUUACAAUGUGUUCAGUCAUUAUACGUGUUAACAUAUCUGUUUAAUCAUUUUAUCAAGACAUUCUCAUUUAACAUCAGUAAAAAGACCGAUAGCGAUCAGCAAUAAUAUUCUGGCAUUUUUAGUUGUGUGCAUUCAAUUAAUCCAUACCUCUUAGCAUAGCCUUAAGUGUGGGCAUUUUUAUGGUGCAAUUGUAGGUCUCAUGAUAAUGCUGCCCUGGCCUUACUAGAUUCAUAUAAAACAUUGACUGCCCUGAUACUACUACAUAACAAUGAUUAGCCAGCCUCAUACUUGUUUAUUCUCAUCCCGGUAUGUAAACAGUAACCUGACCUGCUUACACACUCCUCGUCCUGUAAGUUUCUGCCAGUAUGUAGGUAUACAUUCUCAUCACAGCUUCUGAGGUUUGCUGUCGUCACUGGCAUAUAUAGAUUUAAUUGUUUCUUGACACCUCUAUGUGUGUCUUGCAACAUGUGUUUGGGUCUCUUAACAUUCAUGAUUGUGUCUCACAACAGUGUUUGGGUCUCGCCACACCUGUACAGAAGUAGAUUCUUCUAUAGGAUGAACCUGUGUUUGUGUCUCACCACACCUGUACAGAAGUAGAUUCUUCUAUAGGAUGAACCUGUGUUUGUGUCUCACCACAUCUGUACAGAAGUAGAUUCUUCUAUAGGAUGAACCUGUGUUUGUGUCUCACCACACCUGUACAGAAGUAGAUUCUUCUAUAGGAUGAACCUGUGUUUGUGUCUCACCACAUCUGUACAGAAGUAGAUUCUUCUAUAGCAGGUCCUGAUGCAUCAUAGUCACAAUUCUUUCAUAUUAGAAAGAAAAUAAGAAAAUAUUAAGAUGAAACUGAACAACUGAUUUUAUUCUACCUGUGUGUGUUCAUUAUAAACUAUUAUCAGUGAUGAAUAUUGUUUCAGCAUUACGUUGUAGUGUUGUUUGUAGAUGUUGGUGCACCACAUACAUUUAGUAGUUUGUGUUUUUCUUUUAAUAGUCAUACCCAGUGAAAUUUUCUAUUGUAAUAAUUUCUGGUAGAGGAAAGAUUUGUUCAAUAACAUAUGUUUGUGUUGUUAUUGAUUUAAUAAGCGUUUGCUGUAGUUUCAUUUAUUAGAAAAAAACUUAAUCUUGAAGAAUGAAGUGUAUAUUUGAUGAUUGGGUAUAGAUGUAGAGAAGGGACAGAAACAAAUGUCUACUAGUACAGCAUUAGGAUGUAGUGAUAACUUAGGUUUGGGGAAUUGUUAGCUUUGUUAUAAACCAUUUUUUAUCACAGUUGUUGGAACAAAUUAAAAUCAUUGACACUUAUAAAUCAACUAGCAAGGUUUCUUUUUAUUUUUUUUAGAAAUAUGGACAUGAGUAGUCAAGUUUGUAGCUAGAUUUUGUUGCUUUUUUUGUCAAAACUUGUUGUUUGUAGAAUAGUAUCCCUAAUUAUGCAUAGUUUGAAAAUGAGUCUCAGCGCCAUUCCAUUUAAUGAGUUUGUUUUAGAAAUUGUAAUGUUGUUUGCCUCGUCUGAUUAGAAUUCUUUGAUCAUGUGUUAUUGCUGCAUUCAUUGGUGUAUGAAUUGACAUGUAUUCGGAUAUCAUACCAUUUUCUUCUUACACUUCAACUUUCAUAUUUAUGCAAAAAGAAUACUUAGUUGUACUUGAAAUUAAAUGAGUAUUCCUUUUCCCUUGUAUCAGCUUUUCAUAUGAAAUAGCUCUGUAAUUAUAUUUAUACUAUAGUAUUUAAGAUAGUUGAGUGCUUCAUACCACCAGUCAACAAAUGGGUAGCAAAACAUACAGCUUCAGGAAACAUCGUUAGAAGUCAAUGUUUAUCUCAAAUUGUUUUGUCCCGAUUUCAAAUUCCUGUACAAGUAAAGAAAACUGUAUUCAUUUUGAGAAAUGGCUGUUUAAUCAUGAAACGGUGGAUAUGUAUGCCUCGUUUAGAUAUAUGGGCAGAGGAUAAGACAAAUACUAUCAAUAUACUUUGAUGGUUAAGGGGUAGAGCAGAUUUCUUCACCUGUUUAUUGGACUGGACAGUUGAACCAACAAUUGUCAAUGCUUUAUCACUACUCAGGGUAGGAUUAAACGAGUGAAUCUGAGAGCCCUGUGUAUAACAUAUUUUUGCCCUCUAUAGAUGGGAAGUUUGCCAUAUCAAUAUUGAAGAUAUCCAAAGUUUGAUGAUAAUAUUAGCUUGCCUUGUUUAUUAUUAACAAUAUUUACAUCAUCAUUUGUCAGACAUUACAUUUUCUAUACCAUCGCAUCAUUAACACGUGUCUUGUAUAGAGCUCCAAUUGAUCCAGUCUGUCAUCAAAAUACCUCUCUACACAGCUGUCUCACUACCUACUGAUUACCAUGCUCGUUCUACUAAUUCAAUGUUUUUAUAGGAAAUUCUGUGAUCUGUGAUGGUUACAAAAUUUGGUCAUCUACUGCAUCCAUACUGGUCCGACUUCAUUUUGAUGAAUUAUAUUGUGUAAUUAUUAAAUAAGAGUUUUCAAUAAUGUCACAUUGUUAUAAUCCUGUAACUUUGCUGUAAAUUUCUGUUAAGUAAAUAUCUUUAUAGAGAAUUUUAAUAUUGCAUGGAUGUGCACCUACGUAAGGGAGAUUUCUAAUACAACAUGGUUGUUGAGUACUGACAGGGGAGGGGGCUGGUACACAGGUUUCUUUGUCUAUAGACUUGUUUAUAUGCGGGUAUACUAAUCACAUUGAUGGCAUUCUUUGAUAAUACUGUAACUUUUGUUAAAAUUUGUCAUUGUGGUAUGGACGCAUGUUAGUUAUCAAGUUCAUUUAGUGUUUUUUUGAAACAAGAUAACAUUCAUUGUCAAAUUGAAAAGAAAAAAAACAACCAAAAAAAAAAAAAAAAACUAGGUUACUAGCUUUUCUUGAUAAUUGUCACAUCCAGAUAUGUUCAGUUGUACACUAUUCUCAUCGAGAUUUUUAUCCUCGUUAUCAUAGUUAUAUAUAUAUAUAUAUAUAUAUUUUGCCAUAUCAUAUCAGGUUUUUUAUUAUAACAUUUUAACACCACAAUAAGGUUAUCUUUUAUGAGGUGUGUGUGUGUGUGUUUUACUUUCCAUACAUGGAGAAUUGUAGUGUAACUGUUACCCCGAGUUUGAUCUCAAUUAUAAUCGGUUUUAUGUUAAUCAAUUGUAAGGGUUUGUUUGUAUAAUUUCUUAGACAUUUCCUUUUUUAAGUAAUUUUUUUUCUCACUUUUUCUUGACACACUCUUGCAUUGAUAUAGAUAGAAGGUAGAAGAGAAGUUAGACAAGGCAGGUUUUGUCAAAGAAACUUGUGUUUAGAAUGAUUAAAAAGUAAAGAGACCACCAUCAGAUUAUCAACACAAGUAUGGAAGUUUGUAUCCUCACAAAGCUUUCUUAACAUGGAAGAAAAGGAAAGAUGAAUUACUUGUGAUUGAAGAGAGUUUGACAUGCCUGUGUGGUGAAUCGGAUGUAGAUUUGUAAGAGUGUUGCCAACAUUUUAGAGUUUGUGUUUAUUAUGACUGGCUUUAUCUACUGUUCCUUCUUCACCCUAUGAUUUACUACUCAUUUCGUCUAGUCAGUGUUAGACCUUGGUUACACCUAGUUAAUAUCCUGUGUGCUAUAUCUCGCCGUAGUCACCCUAGUACAUAACCUUUAUUUUAUAUUUAUUAUCAUUUAUGUAGUAGAUGAAUUUUAGCAUUUAAGAAUACAGGAGGAGUGACUAGAAACUGCGUCAAAGCUUGCUGAUGGAGAUAGGGUUUGGCUUAGACACACCUUUUUAGCCUCGUUUUGAUAUUAUGGUUGUCUGCAAUUUUACUUACCUUUAUGUAGUUCAUUAUUUUGUUGUCUUUUGAAAUACAUAAAUUUGAUUUAAAUUCAGUAGCAAAUUGCUUGUCAUACAAUUUAAUAUUCAGAAUACUUUUUUUUUCUUUUUUAACUUGUCUGGUCUGUAGCACCAUGUGAACUUUCACAUUGGUAGAGUGCCCACAGUCUGUCAAAUCUGGUACAGUGACCGGUCAGUCCAACCAUGAUCAUUGACUGUAAAUUUGAGCUAUGAUGCAGUAGUUGCCUCUGACUCUGUAAAUUUUAGCUAUGGUGCAGUGCCCAUUGACUGUAACUUUGAGCUAUGGUGCAUUGCCCAUUGACUGUAACUUAGAGCUAUGGUGCAGUGCCCUCUGACUCUGUAUAUUGAGUUAUGAUGCAGUGCCCUCUGACACUGAAUAUGAGCUAUGAUGCAGUGGCCUCUGACACUAAAUUUGAGCUGUGGUGCAGUGCCCUCUGGCUCUGUAACUUUGAGCUAUGGUGCAGUGCCCUCUGACUGUAACUUUGAGCUAUGGAGCAGUGCCCUCUGACUGUAACUUUGAGCUAUGGAGCAGUGCCCUCUGGCUCUGUAACUUUGAGCUAUGGUGCAGUGCCCUCUGACUCUGUAUAUUGAGUUAUGAUGCAGUGCCCUCUGACACUAAAUAUGAGCUGUGGUGCAGUGCCCUCUGACACUAAAUAUGAGCUGUGAUGCCGUGGCCUCUGACACUAAAUUUGAGCUGUGGUGCAGUGCCCUCUGGCUCUGUAACUUUGAGCUAUGGUGCAGUGCCCUCUGACUCUGUAUAUUGAGUUAUGAUGCAGUGCCCUCUGACACUAAAUAUGAGCUGUGAUGCAGUGGCCUCUGACACUUAAUUUGAGCUAUGGUGCAGUGCCCUCUGGCACUGUAUAUUGAGUUAUGAUGCAGUGCCCUCUGACUCUGUAUAUUGAGUUAUGAUGCAGUGCCCUCUGACACUAAAUAUGAGCUAUGAGGCAGUGGCCUCUGACACUAAAUAUGAGCUAUGAGGCAGUGGCCUCUGACACUAAAUUUGAGCUGUGGUGCAGUGCCCUCUGACACUAAAUAUGAGCUAUGAUGCAGUGGCCUCUGACACUAAAUUUGAGCUGUGGUGCAGUGCCCUCUGACACUAAAUUUGAGCUGUGGUGCAGUGGCCUCUGACAUUAAAUUUGAGCUGUGGUGCAGUGCCCUCUGACACUAAAUAUGAGCUAUGAUGCAGUGGCCUCUGACACUAUAUUUGAGCUGUGGUGCAGUGCCCCCUGGCUCUUUAACUUUGAGCUAUGGUGCAGUACCCUCUGACUGUAACUUUGAGCUAUGGAGCAGUGCCCUCUGGCUCUGUAACUUUGAGCUAUGAUGCAGUGCCCUCUGAUACUAAAUUUGAGCUAUGGUGCAGUACCCUCUGACUGUAACUUUGAGCUAUGGAGCAGUGCCCUCUGGCUCUGUAACUUUGAGCUAUGGUGCAGUGCCCUCUGAUACUAAAUUUGAGCUAUGGUGCAGUGCCCUCUGAUACUAAAUUUGAGCUAUGGUGCAGUGCCCUGUGAUACUAAAUUUGAGCUAUGGUGCAGUGCCCUCUGAUACUAAAUUUGAGCUGUGGUGCAGUGCCCACUUUCUGGUCAUUAUCUUUUGCUAUAGUAUGUUGCUGAUAGCUUGACCCUAAUCAUCAGCUUUUCAUUUGACAGAAUUUGAUAUUGAUCAUUUUCAUCUGUCGGGGAAGAAAUUUGACUACCAUAAGCAUAAUCUUUACUUUGAACAUACUCAGGUUUUAGGAAUGAUCUUGGAUAGAAAAUGGCUGCUUUAUCUUCUGAGGGGCACAGAAGUUAGGGAUUAAUUCCCAAUUUCAGGGGAUCAGUUUUGGUCAAACAAUUAGACGGUGACAUUGGCAUUUUAAAUGAUAUUUAAUCCUUUGUAUCUAAAAUAGCUUUGGUUGCCUGGCUAAGUAGAUAUAAAAAGCAACAGGUGACCAAGUGCAGAUCUGAUGGGCCUCUUUAGAUAGACUCUGUACAGAGCUUUUACAGAGCUGAUGGGCCUCUUGUUUAUACAGACUGUACAUGUCUGAUGGGCCUCUUGUUUUGACAGACUGAGUACAGGUCUGAUGGGCCUUUUGUUUAUAGACUGUAAAGAGCUGAUGGGCCUCUUGUUUAUACAGACUGUACGGGUCUGAUGGGCCUCUUGUUUAUACAGACUACAGGUCGGAUGGGCCUCUUGUUUUGACAGACUGUUUACAGAGCUGAUGGGCCUCUUGUUUAUACAGACUGUACGGGUCAGAUGGGCCUCUUGUUUUGACAGAGUGAGUACAGCUCUGAUGGGCCUCUUGUUUAUACAGACUGUACAGGUCUGAUGGGUCUCUUGUUUUGACAGACUGUUUACAGAGCUUAGGGGCCUCUUGUUUAUACAGACAGUACAGGUCUGAUGGGCCUCUUGUUUAUACAGACUACAGGUCGGAUGGGCAUCUUGUUUUGACAGACUGUUUACAGAGCUUAGGGGCCUCUUGUUUAUACAGACAGUACAGGUCUGAUGGGCCUCUUGUUUAUACAGACUACAGGUCGGAUGGGCAUCUUGUUUUGACAGACUGUUUACAGAGCUUAUGGGCCUCUUGUUUAUACGGACUGUACAGAUCAGAUGGGCCUCUUGUUUUGACAGACUGAGUACAAGUCUGAUGGGCCUUUUGUUUAAAUACUUUUGUACAGGUCUGAUAGGCCUUUUGUUUAGACAGACAUCACUAUUACAUUAUUGAAGUGAACACACCUCUCAUUUUUGUGAUUAUCCUUCAUUUUAACAACUGCAAUUUUAAAUUUCAUACUUGUUGACUUUGAUGUCUGCAUUGUUGGAAGUGUGAAUUGGAGUUAAGCUUGUUGUAAUUCAGCACUUAAGAUUUGGUUAAAAUUCUUUCUCUGUAAAAGAGUAUGAAAUUUCACAUCAAGGUGGUCGUUUGAGUAAAUUAUGUCUGGUGAUAUAGUUUAGAGAAAUCAACAGUCUACACAGAAGGAAUAUAGACAUAAGGUACUGGCCACCCCUUCAUCCUCACAUUAUUAUGGUUCUGCCAAAUAGGGGCCAGGAAGGAAGGACUUAAUGAGGUUACCUUCAUCUCUUCAAUACACACUUCCACCAACCAAGUACUAUCAUUACGCCCAUAUUAUUGCACAUCCAUUGCCUGUUUUGACUUUUAUGAUUUGUCGUUUUUUGUGUUUAACCAUAAUCAUUGUUGUAUUAUAACACUGGUGUGCAAUAUUUCCAGUACUGACAGAUAGGUGUCACGAUAGAGUCACUAGGGGGCGCUGUAUGUUGCUAACUUGUGAUGGUAGUUUCCAGCAGGAGUAAAACAUGAGAUGGUUGAUCUAUCAGAUAACAUUCACAGUGGGAUCAAUAGCACUAUUAAAAUUGAAUUCACCAUUUAACAAAUGUGUUAUUUUGUUUAUUGUACAUACAGAGAGCACAUUAUUCUCAGUAAGACUCUUAGUAUGUAUAAUGUGUUCAUGUGUCCAUUAAAAGUUUCGAAUAAA
Molecule: messenger RNA, 14921 nt
Organism: Ylistrum balloti
Lineage: Eukaryota; Metazoa; Mollusca; Bivalvia; Pectinida; Pectinidae
Product: homeodomain-interacting protein kinase 2-like
Exons: 15
Coding region: 259-3969 (1236 amino acids)
Biological process (GO): peptidyl-serine phosphorylation; peptidyl-threonine phosphorylation
Cellular component (GO): nucleus; cytoplasm
Molecular function (GO): ATP binding; protein tyrosine kinase activity; protein serine/threonine kinase activity
Source: RefSeq, a predicted model, not a curated record